UUCUGGAAAAAACCCUCAUUCCAAGAUGGCGCUGCGCACAGUUUGCUCCACUGCGUUAAGGACCGGGACAGAUUUAGGGGUCAAUAAUGCCAGGACGUUUGUCACAACAGCAUUCCUUUGCAAACGGAUACCUCCACUUGGUCCGAUGCCACAUGACGAGAUCGACAUUGAAAACCUGGAGUCGACGGAGAAGUAUCGCAGCUACACUCGCUACCUGAGACAAGCUGAGGAGGCAAAGAACAAAUCUGUCUGGUGGAAGACUUACAAGGGCUACGUGGAAAAAGCCGAUCCUGAUCACGGUGCAGAACUAGUGGACAUUGGUCUUCCAUUCUAUCGACCCUGCAGGAUCAAAGAAGUGAGGGAGCGAAAGCAGGUGAUCAAGGACAACAAGAAGAAUGCUGAGCUGGAGAGGGCUUCACGUCUGCGCACUUUUAAGAUCCCUCUGGAUCGAGUUCAGGAAACCUGGGAGAAGACCAGUGGUCCAUUUCAGAUAAAGAGACUAGCAGAACACUAUGGCGUCUUCAGAGAUCUCUUCCCCAUGGCCUAUUUUCUACCUCAAGUGUCGCUCAAAAUCUCCUAUAGCCAGGAGGACAGCACCCAAGUUCAUUAUGGGAAUCGGCUGACACCAAUGGAAGCAGCAUCUGCGCCUCAGAUCAGCUUUGAUGCGGAGGAAGGAUCCCUGUGGACCCUUCUGCUCACAUGUCCAGAUGAGCAUCUUCUGGAUAAUGAGGCAGAAUACGUCCAUUGGCUAGUGGGGAACAUACCGGGCGGAGCAGUGCAGGCUGGAGAGGAGCUGUGCCACUACCUGCCCCCAUUCCCUGCCAGAGGAACAGGCUUCCACCGCUACAUUUACGUCCUCUUCAAGCAGGAGGGGCCAGUCAACUUCAGCGAGGACGACAGGACGUCGCCAUGCUAUUCUCUGGUGGAUCGAACAUUCAAGACGGUGGAUUUCUACAGAAAGCAUCAGGACAAUAUGACGCCUGCAGGCCUGGCCUUCUUCCAGUGCCAGUGGGAUGAAUCUGUCUCCAACACCUUCCACAACACACUGAACAUGAAGGAGCCAGUGUUCGAGUUCAUCCGGCCUCCAGUGUACCACCCUCCACAGGUCAAAUUCCCUCAUGGGCAGCCGCUACGCUACUUGGACCGAUACAGAGAUGGAAAGGAGCACACCUAUGGAAUAUACUGAUGAUGACAACACAUACGCAACAUAUUUCCUUCCAAAUGUGGAGUUAUGUUUGGUAUAUUUAUGUAUAAUAAUAAUAAAGCAUUUUUCAACUGUC
This is a messenger RNA of Hippoglossus stenolepis (Pacific halibut), 1280 nucleotides long. It is a transcript of the gene mrpl38, whose product is annotated as mitochondrial ribosomal protein L38. Gene Ontology annotation, cellular component: mitochondrial large ribosomal subunit. Bases 26 to 1186 code for a protein of 386 amino acids. The record is from RefSeq and is a predicted model, not a curated record. NCBI's taxonomy places the organism in Eukaryota, Metazoa, Chordata, Actinopteri, Pleuronectiformes, Pleuronectidae. The transcript is spliced from 9 exons.